Molecule: messenger RNA, 1527 nt
Organism: Lates calcarifer (barramundi perch)
Lineage: Eukaryota; Metazoa; Chordata; Actinopteri; Centropomidae
Gene: pex10
Product: peroxisomal biogenesis factor 10
Exons: 7
Coding region: 358-1323 (321 amino acids)
Biological process (GO): protein import into peroxisome matrix
Cellular component (GO): peroxisomal membrane
Molecular function (GO): zinc ion binding
Source: RefSeq, a predicted model, not a curated record
UUUGAGAACGACAACUUCCCAUGUGUUUCCUGAAUUUAUCGACAUGAAAUUGUGAUAAGUAUCACAAGGAAAUAUUAGUGCAUACUCUGACUGUGAAAGACACAGCGACAGAUGGUCAGUUAGGCUAGCCUGUGUGUGCCUGGUGUGCUGUUUCUCUUGUGUGUUUCGCUGCUGUAGAUUGUAGGCUGCUGGGUUGUGUUUGACAGGACGGACACGCUGCUGUAUGGAUGAUACGGUGGAGAGCUUGUCGGAGGUUUCCCUUUUAAAAACCCCGGCCAAUGGACACGAAUAUUUCGCCAUGAAGUGUUACUUAACCGUGUUUUCUAGCGUCUGACGUUAGCUCUCUAUGUAAUAGCAAUGCCCCUUGCUCCUGCAAACCAGUCCCAGUUGAUUCGGUCCAACCAAAAGGACGAAUAUUAUCAAACGUUUCUGAGAAACAACGCUAACGAAGCUUUCCAAACACUUGCUGGAUCCAAAAGAUGGCUGGACUGGAGGAAAGAAAUAGAGCUGCUGUCAGACCUUGUGUACUAUGGUUUAACAACAUUCUCAGGUUACCAAACUCUGGGCGAGGAGUACGUCAGCAUCGUUCAGGUGGAUCCCACCAAACGACAGAUCCCUUCCCGGGCCAGACGCAGCCUCUUUGUCCUCUGCCAUGCCCUCCUGCCUUACCUUUUGAACAAAGCUGUUGUGUGCCUAGAGAAUGAGCUGGAACGUGGGCAGGAGGGCCAGAGUGGUGUCAGUCGGCGGCAGGCGGCGCCCGGACCGUGGAGCUUGGAGUCCUGGCUGAGGAGAUGGAUGCGGAGGGCAGUGGGGCUGUUGUCAGAGCCCCAGAGGAGAGCAUGCCUGCCAGCUGUGUUUGUCCUUCAGCAGAGUCUGACCCUCCUGCACCGACUCCAUGUGGCUCUGUUCUACAUCAGCGGCUCUUUCUAUCACCUGUCCAAGAGGAUGGCUGGUAUCAGCUAUCUGCGUGUGAUGGGCCCGAACAGCAGUGACGGGACCAUCAGGAACAGCUACAGGCUGCUGGGGGCCGUGUCCCUGCUCCAGCUGCUCAUCACUGUGUGUCUCCAGCUCAACAACUUCAGACAGAGACAGAGAGCCAGGCAGGAGUGGAAGCUCCACAGGAACCUUAGUCCCCAGCACACAGAGAGCUCGAGCCCCAGAGCUGCCCGCUGUAUCCUCUGUCUGGAGGAGAGGAGACACUCCACCUCCACCCCCUGUGGACACCUCUUCUGCUGGGAGUGCAUCACAGAGUGGUGCAACACCAAGGGUGAUGUGAUGACACACUAUGCCACUGAUCAACGGGUGGAGAUAAUGCAUCAGUAAUGCAGCAGGCAGAGUGCCCUCUGUGUCGGGAGAAGUUCCAGCCUCACAGACUGGUGUACCUGCGGAACUACAGCUAGAUCAAAGAAAAGUUGAUUUUGAAUUUAAAUGUUGAAAUUUUUGAUUGUACUAGUUGAAUCAUGUAAAUGUUAUGUUCAGUUUUAUUUUUUUGACAUAUGCAAUUAAAAUACUGGAAAUGUCUCGAUA